This is a messenger RNA of Nematocida minor, 630 nucleotides long. RefSeq lists its product as uncharacterized. NCBI's taxonomy places the organism in Eukaryota, Fungi, Microsporidia. Gene Ontology annotation, molecular function: protein binding. The transcript has a single exon. The record is from RefSeq and is a predicted model, not a curated record. Bases 1 to 630 code for a protein of 209 amino acids.
AUGCCAAGCAGUGUGGGCUCCAGGAAGGAGAAGGAGAAAGACGAAAAAACAGAAGAAGAGAAGGACUUUCUGAAGCUCUUUGAUUUUGUGUGCACAGGAGACCUGAAGAGCCUGCGGAACGCCCUGUGCGUGUACGAGAUAGAGCACGGGAAGGUCUUCGAUCUCAAGAUUGUAAAUAAGCACGGGCUGUACCUCAUACACUCGGCAGCAUACUACGGGCAGAAAGACGUCUUGGAGUUUCUUCUAUCCUCAGUGUGCGAAGUCGAUGAAAAAGACAUAACGCUCUUCGAGGCCAUUGCAUCUGACAACAUUUCCUUUGAAAGCGUUGAAGCAGACAAUGUGUCCUCUGCCUCGUACAUGACAGCGCCUGCUGUCUUUGGGCACGCCAAGCCCAAUACGAGCUUCAUAAACAUCCGCUCGCUCGACCAGCAGGCCACACCCAUGCACUUUGCAGCACUUGGAGGAAAUAAGAACAACAUUAUCCUGUAUUUACUGGCAUGCGGAGCAGAUCCCAGGCUGCGCGACAGCAAAGGGCUAACACCGCAAGAGCUCGCCAAGGCCCACGGCCACAAGAAAACAGAGAAAACCAUCAGUAAGUACAUCCAGACCAUCAACAAGAAAAUAAAGUAG